GCGAAGAACAGGUUCCUCCGGCCGAGCGCCGACUUUUCACACCCUUUUCGGAUAAAGGAAGCGAUCAAGUAAAUGUGUAAAAGGCACUCGAGCACAAAGCGAAGGCGAAGAGGCCGCGGCGCGUCCCCGCGGCGCUGGAACUGGUUUCGGCAAGCGACUUGGAAGGGGCCCAGCGGCUGCACGGAGCUGGUCCGGAGCCGGCUGAGAGUAGGACGGAUGACGGCCGCGGGCCGGGCGCGCACGGGUGCGAGUGCGGUGUAAGCAGGCAUCUCGGCCGCUGGCUCGACCAGUUCACCUACUGACGUAACGCAUUGCAAGGCGUUUAGUGAGAUGUUUAGUGUCGGUUUGACAGCGAACUAACUCGGGUGAUGUAGGUUUUGUGCAGUUACUGGUACCUCCGGCUCUACCCUGUUCCGCUCUGCCUGUUCAUCCGCCGAUAGGGUAAUCACCCUGUGUUUAGGGAAGUGCUUCUUCGACAGCUUUAGGAGCGCGAAACUUAUCCAAGCAAAUUGUGUCAAAAUCCGUUAGUUUACUGUUGUAGCGAGUUUAGUGGAUUCUGGUGGCUACGAGGAGCGCGAUGGUGUCCGCGUGAAUGCAACCCGGAACAAUUGGAAUGACCACAGGCAGUACUUUUCGUUGGUGUUUACGCUUUUGUUUUGGGGAUUCACCGAGUGCGGCGUGCGCCAGAAUUUCUUAAACGCAUUUCCCGUGAAAUAUCGUUUGGAAUUUUUAUGAUGAUAAUUGCGUGUGUAGUUUGCAGAAAAGUGUGAGAAAGUACAGUGAAUGACAAAAUUAGUGAUCGAUUAGCAUCCGGUGGUUUUGUGUGAUAGGAACUGGAACACUUGGGGCAAGUUUGAUCUAGAGGGUCUGAAGACAGUUGGUUCGUGCAACAGCUGGACGACUCCCAUGCGGAUUUUGAUUUUUAAGAACGGUUUGCCUUAAAACAGUCAAAAUCGUGCUGCAGUGGCAUACGCCGGGCGAUAGCCCACUUCACACAACCACGACCAUAUCCGAGUUGACAUCGGUUGUAGGUGGAAGAGGUGGCGACGACGACACCAGCGGCCUUGCAAUUAGUCCGGCAGCUCGCGAUCUGGGCGUAAGAGUUAGCGACGGCAGUGAAAACGACAACUCUAGGCAGGAGGGCGGCCCAAUUAGCCCCAUUAGGCACACCACGGCCACGCCAACGCCCGCUAUGACUGUUCCCGUUCAGCGAGGAUCUAUGGCCGUGCUACAACCUCCCCGAUCGCGAUUUAUGAUCAACGAUAUCCUGGCCGGAAGUGCAGUUGCAGCGGCUGCAAACGCAGCGGCCAAUGCUGCGGCCGCGGCGAAUGCCGGCAACGAGAACGGGCACCACAACUUGAAUCACGCCAACGCCAUGCAUCACUACCACCAUUUGCAUCACCAUCACGGAAUGCAUCCGCAUCGACACAGUGACUUGGAGGAGGAGGGCAGAUCACCAUCACCCCAAGGACCCAGGGAUCUCUCGGUGCCUCCGGGUAAUAACAGUGGCCUAGGAAGGACGAGUAGCACGCAUGAUGAUAGCGAUAGUGAUUCAAGUACACAAUUGGACAGUCAUAGCAUUUGCAGUAAUGGUGCCAAAGAUGAAGAUGGAAAUAGUAUAAAAAGUGGUCUUGGACUAAAUGGUACGCCGGGGUUAAGUAAAAAGCAGCGUAAAGCACGAACCGCAUUUACAGAUCAUCAACUACAGACCCUUGAAAAGUCAUUUGAACGACAAAAAUAUCUAAGUGUUCAAGACCGUAUGGAAUUAGCUAACAAAUUAGGACUAAGUGAUACACAAGUGAAAACAUGGUACCAAAAUAGAAGAACAAAGUGGAAGAGGCAAACGGCGGUGGGACUGGAACUGCUAGCAGAGGCUGGGAAUUACGCGGCGUUUCAACGAUUAUAUGGUGGACCGCCAUAUUUGGGAGCAUGGCCAUAUCCAGCUCAGCCACCACACGGGGCACCUCCUUCGGCAGCGGAUCUAUAUUAUCGGCAAGCUGCAGCUGCGGCCCUUCAAAAACCUUUACCCUAUCGACUUUAUCCUGGUGUCCCGACUUUGGGAACGUUGGGAACGUUACCUGGUCCAAGUGCACCCUUCCCUCAUCUCUCAGCUUCAAGUUCCCUUACAUCUCUUAGUAGUUACUAUCAGGCUGCGAACAACAAUAACAACAAUAAUAGUCUAAGCAGUAGUAGUUCAAACCGAGAAUUGCGAAGGUCGCCAAGUCCGCAUUUGAAUCCUGGAAGUCCGCCUGGACGAUCGGAAAGUAGUCCGCCUAGUGAUGAUGAGGAUACGAUCCAAGUUUGAGAUUUAGCCUAAUUUUUAUCUAAAUUCAGUCUAAGUAGUUUUGCUAUUUUAGUUUCAAUGUAAGAUGUAGCUUUAUUCUGUACACCUGAUUUUAUACUUAAAUGCUGGGCUGUGCAUUCUGAUCGUAACAAAUCCUUCACAUUUCUACUCCAGGCAAAAUUUUAACUGAUCUAGACAAAAUUUCAUCUACAAUUAAUGCGACGAAGCGUAGAUAAUUUCAUCUUUGAUGCAAAUCUUUCUUGUCGCUGGUCCACCUGAAAAAUACUCAUCUGAUGUUCAAUAGUGGGGACGUUACUUUGCGCAAGAUUAUAUUCAAUUGAAACCAGUGAAUGGUAAUAUUAUUUAUGUAUAUCUUCUUCAAUUGCCAGUGUAUCUUAGGGACCUUCUUGAAGUUCAGCAUUUAAAAUGGUAUUCAUUUCACAUACAAAUUAAUCACUCGGUACCAAAUAAAGAGGAUCACGGUGCCAACACAAACAACAUUCUCGUAAUAAAGACAAAGUAAAACAGAAUAUACAUGUAUAUGAAUUGCAACUAGAAUGUGAAUCUUGUAUAUAGUGUACAAAGUACUAGAAAUAUAAAAGUAGCAAAAAAAUAUACAAAACGCAUGUAGAUGUUUGCCGAAAUCCUAAUUUUAUGUGUAAUUGUUUUAUAUAUAUUUUUUAUUUAUUUUUGGAUAUAUGUUCGAGAUACAAUAUAAGUUCUUACUUACAAAUACGAUACUGAGUAAUUUCUAAGAGUUAUUGUUAAUUUUUAUACACACGUACGUUAUCUAAAUUUGGACACAAAGAUCAAUAUCGAGAUGUAAACUAUAUUGCUAUGUAUUUUGUAUAAAGUAGAUAUGUACUAUCAUCCGCAACUCCGCGUAAACAAAUCAACAUCAGGAAAUGAAAACUAUAUGGAUUUAACGAAAUAACAAUGAAAAAAGAAAAAAAAUUGACUUUUCCUAAAGAAUCUGAUAAUUUUGCUGCUUUUGCGUCUCUUUGUUAAAAGGAAAUCGAUUUUAUGUGUUGUAAUUUUUAAUACACAAAUAGAUAUGAAAUUGUUUGUUGUAAUUUUUUAUCAUACCGCAUUAUAGUGUUGUAUCCACAACUAUAAUUUUCCUUCGUCAUAAUUGAAUUGAUAAAAAUUUUUAGAAAAUUGUAUGAACAAUUUAUGGGAAAAAAUAUUGAAAUGAAUGGAAACAGAUUCAGGUAAAUAUAGGAAGGAAAUGUGUAUAUUAUUAUAAAAUAAAAAUACUAUCUAUUAGUGCGAAGUAAACUGGAAGGAGACAGCAUGUAAAAGAUACAUAAUGGAUAACAACCCGCAAUGGAGAAAAUGGUAAAGAAAUCCGAAUAAAUGUAUUGAAAGUA
This is a messenger RNA of Hermetia illucens (black soldier fly), 3654 nucleotides long. RefSeq names its product homeobox protein B-H1-like. Lineage: Eukaryota; Metazoa; Arthropoda; Insecta; Diptera; Stratiomyidae. Gene Ontology annotation, cellular component: nucleus. Gene Ontology annotation, molecular function: RNA polymerase II transcription regulatory region sequence-specific DNA binding; DNA-binding transcription factor activity, RNA polymerase II-specific. The coding region runs from base 1193 to 2305 and encodes 370 amino acids. Gene Ontology annotation, biological process: regulation of transcription by RNA polymerase II. The transcript is spliced from 3 exons. The record is from RefSeq and is a predicted model, not a curated record.